Molecule: messenger RNA, 765 nt
Organism: Nothoprocta perdicaria
Lineage: Eukaryota; Metazoa; Chordata; Aves; Tinamiformes; Tinamidae
Gene: EREG
Product: epiregulin
Exons: 5
Coding region: 109-465 (118 amino acids)
Biological process (GO): epidermal growth factor receptor signaling pathway; positive regulation of mitotic nuclear division; positive regulation of cell population proliferation
Source: RefSeq, a predicted model, not a curated record
GACCUCUUUGCCUAAGAAAAUUUCUCUGAAAUAAGGCGGAGUCUGAUUUGUUAUGUACUGCAAGCAGUCCUGGGCACAACAGUGAUUCCACUAUGUGCGCCUGGUGAAAUGGACAACUGCACAACAGCACUAAUUCAGACAGAGAACAGUCCUCGUGUGGCUCAAGUUGGGAUAACCAGAUGCAAGCCUGAAAUGAAGGACUACUGCUUCCACGGACAGUGCGUGUACAUAGUGGACUUGGACGAGCACUACUGCAGGUGUGAUGUUGGCUUCUCUGGUGUCCGGUGUGUGCACUCAGAGCUUGUCAGGCAGCCCCUCAGUAAGGAGUAUGUGGCGUUGACAGUAAUCCUAAUUCUGCUUUUCCUCGUCGCCGCCUCCAUUGCAAGCUACUACAUCUGCAAAAGGUACCGAAACAAGAAGAGACAAGUGAACACCAGUGAAUACAAGGAAGUUGGUACCCUGUAGGAGAAUCUGUGGCUUCGUACGGUGUUCUGUCCAUCUGAACAAACUCCGUGGCUUCACUUCUAUUUAAAUGUUAUUUUUAUUUACAAUAUUUACAAUAUUUAUGUUCUCUUAAAAAUUUCAAUUGUUUGGUGAUCCAAUCAGUAUAGGUCAAGCAUUUUAUUUUCAGUGUUUUAUUUUUUUAUUUAAUGGUAUUUCUCAAUGAGAAUCCUACAUUAAGUGGCUCUGUGGGAUAGAGAUAUAUUUUUGUAACUGUGUCUUCUUGCCAGUACUACCUGGCUCAGACUCUGAAGAGUAAUUUUG